AUUGAUUGGUGAAAAUCCGGCAUUAUUUGGAAAGUGAAACUUUGUGAUUUGCUAGCAUAUUCAAUAAACAAUGGCUGCUUAUGCCCAAUAUAACGGCUGCGGUUAUCCGUCGGCAAAUCAAUAUCUCUCAGCUGGCGGUGCGCUCUCAACUCUACAUCCCAUAUCGCAAUCGCCCAUUGCUGCUACAACGCCCGCUCACCCGCCCGCCUCGAUCAGUCCACCAUCCAAUGGACACGACAGCAAUGUUAGUAGUACCGGUGGCAAUGAUCAUAAUAGCGGUACAUUAACACCAGAUCCAGCUUCGCAGCCCUCCAACCAUGACAGACCUUGUGCGGCCGGUAGUAGCGGCAGCGCUAGUGGUAGCAUCGACAGUGGUUCUCUUGAGCCGUAUGCCACAUGUCCAACGGCCGGUACAAUGGCGAGCAUACCACAACCGCAACAACACCCGCUCGCCUCUACUGCAAUUUGCUGUGAUAAUGGACGACCUGUAAUGACAGAUCCGAUGACGGGGCAAACGGUUUGUUCGUGUCAAUAUGAUCCAACCCGUUUGGCGUUAAGUAGUUAUGCGCGUAUGCAAUCGGCGGCAGCAGUGGCAGCAUCAGCAGCGGGCGCUCAAACGCCCACUGUGGGCGUAUACGGUACUCCAUAUCCUUCGAACGAACAGAACCCGUAUCCCAGUAUUAGUGUGGACAGUGGACCGUUUUACUCGAGUUUGAGUACGCCUUAUGCUUUGAAAGAUGGCAGCUGCAGCGGAAGUGAAGUCACAACGUGGACUUCGACGGGCUUGCCUCCUACGACCGGCUACUACACCUACGAUCCAACAUUCGGUGCGUAUAGUUAUGGCGCCAGUUAUGAUUUAGCAUCGCGGCGGAAGAAUGCAACGCGUGAGUCCACAGCGACGUUAAAGGCCUGGCUUAGCGAGCACAAGAAGAAUCCGUACCCAACCAAAGGCGAGAAGAUCAUGCUGGCCAUUAUCACCAAAAUGACGCUGACGCAGGUGUCCACGUGGUUUGCGAAUGCGCGCCGCCGCCUAAAGAAGGAGAACAAAAUGACUUGGGAGCCAAAGAACCGCACCGAGGACGAGGAUGAGGACGCGCUUGCGUCGGAUGACGAGAAGCAACGCCAUGUGGAGGAUGGCUGCGUGGAGCGAAGGCGGCAUAUCGGCGUGGAAUACGCAGGCGGCGCCAUAAGCGUUUCGAUCGGUAACAAUGUACCAGUGGCAACCAAUGCAACGGCAGUGGCGGCGGCGACGCCCAGAGCAGGUGUCGUGGAUAGUGGCGCGAGUAGUGUGGGCGCAACAAAUGCGGCUGCGGCGGCAACAGCGUCGGCGGCGGCGGCGAACCACCAUCCGCAUGUCGGCGUGGCAGUCACAGGCGCGAGUGUGGGCGCAGUCGGUGCAGUGCAGUCGGCGAAAGAUCUCUAUCAGCAUCCUCAACAGUAUUCACGGAAUCUCUUCUACACCAAUAGCGGUAGUGUUGGUAAUAGCAACCAUAACGGCAGCGGUAGCAGUAGCAGUUUGCACGCCCAUUUUCCACAUUUACAGCAGCAGCAGCAACAACAACAACUGCAUCAACAUUCGCAGCAACAUCUGCAGCAACAAUCAGCGCUAUCUGCGCUUUCGCAACAUGUUGCCGAAAGUGCGAUAUGGCAACAUCAACAUCAUCAACAUGCACGUCCAUCGCAUUUGCAGCAAUAAUAGGAAAUGUUGCUUGAUGUUGGAUGUUUGGAAGUGUGAAAAAGUUGCAGUGGGCAAAUGGGCGUAUGUGCAUAUGUGUAAACCAAAUACAAACAAUACAAACAUACAUAUGCACUUGUAAUUAACUGCAUAUAAGAAGCUUGAAUCCUCAUGAAUCGUUUAAAAAAAAUGGCUAAAGAAAGAAGAGCAAAUGUAUCCAAUUCAAGCGAAAAACUUAUUUCAUUCUGAGUAUUCCUAACAUAAUUAACAAAGUAAACAAUUCAAGUGCAGUAAUAGAAAUUUGUAAGAAAAUAAAUUUUAUAAAUAUUAAGUUUACCAUUUUUAAUAAAAUAUGCAUAGAAU
Molecule: messenger RNA, 2038 nt
Organism: Rhagoletis pomonella (apple maggot)
Lineage: Eukaryota; Metazoa; Arthropoda; Insecta; Diptera; Tephritidae
Product: homeobox protein caupolican-like
Exons: 5
Coding region: 71-1696 (541 amino acids)
Biological process (GO): neuron differentiation; regulation of transcription by RNA polymerase II; cell development
Cellular component (GO): nucleus
Molecular function (GO): DNA-binding transcription factor activity, RNA polymerase II-specific; RNA polymerase II cis-regulatory region sequence-specific DNA binding
Source: RefSeq, a predicted model, not a curated record